Panicum virgatum (switchgrass) is the source of this 1044-nucleotide messenger RNA. Its product is annotated as dehydration-responsive element-binding protein 1H-like. Gene Ontology annotation, biological process: regulation of DNA-templated transcription. The record is from RefSeq and is a predicted model, not a curated record. The transcript has a single exon. Lineage: Eukaryota; Viridiplantae; Streptophyta; Magnoliopsida; Poales; Poaceae. Bases 155 to 931 code for a protein of 258 amino acids. Gene Ontology annotation, molecular function: DNA-binding transcription factor activity; DNA binding.
CUCUCACAAAUCCACGCGCUCCACAGACCACUCAGCUCAACCAGUCAAGCUCAACGCAAGCGACCACAAGCACUGAAGCAGCCACUCGACUCCACAUACCAAGCUCAAGCAUCCACCUGAAGAAAACAGCAGCAGCAGCCAGCAGGAAGCAGCCAUGGACAUGGGCCGCCUCGAGCGCUCGACCUCCUCCUCCUCGUCCUCCACCACCUCGGCGUCCUCGUCCUCGUCGGGCAGGAACGACAAGGCGUCGCCGCCGACCUCGCCCUCCCCGCCGGCGCCGCCCAAGAAGCGCCCCGCGGGCCGCACCAAGUUCCGCGAGACGCGCCACCCGGUGUUCCGCGGCGUGCGCCGCCGGGGCGCCGCGGGCCGCUGGGUGUGCGAGGUGCGCGUCCCGGGGAACCGCGGCGCGCGCCUGUGGCUCGGCACCUACGUCGCCGCCGAGGCCGCGGCGCGCGCGCACGACGCCGCGAUGCUCGCCCUGGGCCGCGGCGGCUCCGGGGCGGGGCUCAACUUCCCGGACUCCGCGUGGCGGCUCGCGCUGCCGCCGCCCUCCGCGCUCCCGAGCCUGGACGACGCCCGCCGCGCCGCCCUCGAGGCCGUCGCGGACUUCCAGCGCCGCUCCGGUGCCAAUGACAGCGCCGCCGCCGCGGUCGACAAGGCGACCUCGAGCAUGUCGGCUCCGCCGCCGUUGCCGGGCAUUUCCGGGUCGCUGGCGACGUCCCUUGAGCACGUACCCGCGGAGGCUGAUGAGACGGCGGCGUUGGACGGCGGCGCGUUCGAGCCCGACUGGUUCGGCGACAUGGACCUGGACACGUACUACGCCAGCCUCGCGGAGGGUCUGCUCAUGGAGCCGCCGCCGCCCCCGGCGGCCGCCUGGGAACAUGGCGACUUUGGCGACGGCGGAGCGGACGUCGCGCUCUGGAGCUACUAGAGAGUUUCAAAUAAGCUUGACGAUCCCCCAACUGAUUGUACUGUAAUCUGUACUUCUGUAACAAAAUUCAAACUUCAACGGUUCAAAGAAUUUUGUCUCAAACUUUCCAACCA